CCUUCGUUUUCGUUGUUGGAGAAAAUGGCUACCUACAAACUGCUCGUCAUAUCACUUAUCGGGGUACUCAACGGAAUCCUCAAAGGGCAAUUCGUCACUCAUAAUUGCGCCCAGCAUAGGGUGCGGGCAAAAAGCAGAAUCGCGCAGGGAUCCGAUUUUAUUGGCCUGAACUAUAAUAGUGGUUUUGAUCGUUCGAAACUAGAAGAAUUGUUUAUUCCUGAGUGCGAAGGCAACCGAGUGGACUAUGCUGCUAGACAAUGCUUUGAUAUUGGACGCAGCUUCUGUGCCUGUGCGGCUAUCAAUGGCACCAUGCUUACUGACUGGAGGGAUAACCUUCAAGCAUGCAACUGUGUUCGCGCUCAACAAGUCGCCAGACAGGCGGCAGGGUAUACUGGCAUUCCUGCAUGCGAUCAGUCCGGGUUCUUCCAGAAGAGACAGUGCAUUCCGCAUGGCUGGUGUGAUACAGUCGACCCAGUAACUGGAUAUGUGAUCAAAGGCCACAAUAACUUAGACCCACUUAUGUACCGACAAUCACGAAGCCGAAAUAUACUCCUUAGACGUCCAAAUCUACAUUACCAAGGCCGUCAUAAUCACCAGUUUGGUAUGAAACCCAAAUCGUCUGAAGAAAAGGGCAGAGGGUUCGAACAACAUGCACAUGACUACCAUCGACGUAUGAAAAGGCCAAAGCAUCAUCGUUCGAAGAAUCAAAAGAAGUUCGACCCGGACCAAAGCCCAGAAGAAACUGAAAAAACUUCACCUCAGACUACGUCAGAUGGGUACCUGUCUAAACUAGCUGAAGUUAAUGAAAGCGACGAGCAGAGGACCACACCUACCACUCUGAAGAAAGAGGAGACGAGCGAUAGAAACAAAGAUUCUACCUCACAUAAAUCUAACGGAGCUCGCUAAAUUUAUGAUAGCAUUCCAAAGAGGCAUUAAACCACGAAAAAUACAAAAAAAAAAAACUCUUAGUGAAUGAAAACAGAAAAAGAAACGAGUUCGUACAUAUGUGAUUUCGCUUAGGUAACUCGAAAUUCACAAUAUAGUGUAUUAUUAAAUUC
Molecule: messenger RNA, 1058 nt
Organism: Varroa destructor (honeybee mite)
Lineage: Eukaryota; Metazoa; Arthropoda; Arachnida; Mesostigmata; Varroidae
Product: U20-hexatoxin-Hi1a-like
Source: RefSeq, a predicted model, not a curated record